UCUGGUGGAUAUCACAGUGGUACUCCUGCCUGUAUUUCUUGUUGGCCUCUGCGGCCUUGAAUGGCAACAAAAGAGGAACAAGAGACUCUACGUCUCCUCAUCCAACAUGUCUCUCGAGCUUUUUAUGAACCCAAAUUCACAAUCAUCAUGGACCAACUUGCCCGGCAUCCGGUUCUGAAGGAUGAUGACUUGGCUGGAAGGAUGGGUUGGCAGGCUAAGGAGUUGAAUAAGUUAAUGGCCGUUCUGGCGAAUGAUCGUCUGGUUACCGUAUAUCGUCAAAACGAGCUGAAAGAAGGUGCCCAAAGAUCCGUAGGAAGGCAGUACUAUUACAUCAAUCACCAGGAUUUCUGUAACGUGGUCAAAUGGCGCAUUGCAGAAAUGCGGAGAAUUAUUGACUCUGGCCUGCGAAAUGAGCUGGAUAACAAGGGGUAUAUAUGCCCUCAAUGUACCAAAUCGUACUCGCCGCUGGAGGCCGAUAAACUUAUCGAUUUUGAACGAGGUGUCUUCUUGUGUGAAAUCUGCCAUGCCGAGCUUGUGGACAACGAGAAUGCAGAGAGCGUAAAAGGUAGCCAGGACCGAAUGCAACGCUUCAAUAAGCAGAUGCAGUUUAUCAGAGAAGGUCUGAGAAAGACAGAGUCAAUGGUGAUACCCGCGUUCGACGUUGCAUUAUGGGUGAAGAACAACGUCAGCGAGUCUGAUAAACAGAAAUCCUCCCAAUCAUCAGGGCUUAAAGUUGCAGGAUCUACGCCGGGAGAUAGAAAUCAAGAUGAUGGUGUUGGUAUUGUCAUGUCAAUGGAUAAAGACGAGGCAACGAGGCGGCAAGAACGAGAUGCAGAGGCUGCCGCCAAGAGGCAGCAGAACGCUUUGCCGGCGUGGCAUCUGAAGAGUACAAUUUCGGGAGAGUUGACAGCACUUGGAGUGAAGGAAAGUGCCCGAGCAACGGUGUCUGGGGAAGGAGUUAGUUCCAACGACGAUAUUCUCAAAGGCCUGGGAACAGUAGGAUCUUCGAGAACGCCACAGUUAAUCACGAUAACAGAAGACGUAAAACCAACGAUAGACCAUGAAUCUGACUACUACGAUCAAUAUUACGCUUCUUUGGCAGCGUCAACCCAGGCAACUCCCUCUGGUCUGGUUAGCGAUGAUUUCGGUGAUUUCGGGGAAGAGGAGGAGCAGAAGCCAUCUGUUCAAUAUCUUGAUUCUUUGAACGACUAUAGAAAGCGAUCUCGAUCGCGAGAAGAUGAAGGCGCGUCGACAAAGAAACUAGCUAAAACGGACUGGCCCGCAGUUGAGCCAGUACAAAACGGGAUUAUACAUGACGAAGCUGAAGUAGACGACAUCAACGUAGGAAACGGGCUUCAGGACGACCCCACGGUAUACGUUAACGGGCAGCCUAAACCAUUUUCACAUGUUACGGAAGAAGAUCAAGACCUAAUGACUCCAGAGGAGUACACGGCGUACUUUGAGGUCUUCCAAACUAGAUCCUGAACGAAGAGUAGAGCAAGUGGAUUUUGACGUACGUGCGCGAAACUCGUUUAUUUAGGUUACAAUAGGCUUAUGAUUUCGUACUACAUAUAAUACUUUUUUUGAGAGUCAUUUCAAUAUGUUCUCAGUGUACUAUCGUUGGAUAAUAGGUGCAAUUGGCCUUGGGAGAAGUUGAAUAACUCACGAGUCGUUGAACCAGAGGCCGUCGGAACUUGACCAGUAGAUAUACUUUUUAGUGUUUUAGCUGCCUGUGUAGAAAAAUAAGCAAGGACUUGAAGCAUUGGGGCAGUGGAACGAAACCACAAAGACACCACACGUUU
Serpula lacrymans var. lacrymans S7.9 is the source of this 1802-nucleotide messenger RNA. RefSeq lists its product as uncharacterized. The coding region runs from base 61 to 1485 and encodes 474 amino acids. The transcript is spliced from 7 exons. Gene Ontology annotation, biological process: transcription open complex formation at RNA polymerase II promoter; transcription initiation at RNA polymerase II promoter. The record is from RefSeq and is a predicted model, not a curated record. NCBI's taxonomy places the organism in Eukaryota, Fungi, Basidiomycota, Agaricomycetes, Boletales, Serpulaceae. Gene Ontology annotation, cellular component: transcription factor TFIIE complex.